AUGGCUGCGAAUGAAUAUCAGAACCCUACUCAGCAUCUUCAUCAGGACAAAGCAGCAGGGAUUCUGGAUUUUGAUGCUACUUCAGCCAUAGCUUCUCAGCUUAAGGCUCUUACUAUGAAGGUGGAUUCUUUGGCAAAUUUGGGAAAUCAGCAGCCACCUUCAGUUUGCGAGCUUUAUGCGGGUGCACAUUCUUCUGAUGAUCAGUGUGCUAUAUCUAGUGAGUCCAUUGCUAACGCGUUGAUAAACAGACCACAAGGAACUCUUCCUAGUGAUACCGAGGCCAAUCCGGGUAAGAAAGAGAUAAAUGAACAGUCUGAUGCUGAAAAAACUGUUGUUGGCACUGAUAAGAAUGAAAUCAACGAGGAAGCAAGCAAGGAAUCAGCCGAGAAGUCUAGUCCUAAAGCUGAUAUUGGGGUCAAGCAAGUAUAUCCACCUCCCCCUUUUCUGAAGAGACUUCAGAAGCAUAAGCUCGACAAACGAUUCGCUGAAUUUCUAGAGGUUUUCAAGAAAUUACAAAUCAACGUACCUUUUACGGAGGCUCUAGAACAAAUGUUGAGUUAUGCUAAAUUCAUGAAAGGUAUUCUAUCUCGGAAACUCAAACUUGAGGAAUUGGAGACUGUAGCUUUGACCGAGGAGUGCAGUGCGGUGUUGCAUCAGAAAUUGCCCCCGAAGCUGAAAGAUCCGGGAAGUUUCACAAUACCAUGCACUAUUGGCAAGUUCUCUUUCGACAAGUGCUUGUGUGACUUGGGAGCUAGUAUCAAUCUGAUGCCAUUAUCUGUCUUCAAGAAACUUGGUCUACCGGAGCUGAAACCUACAAACAUGUCCUUACAACUGGCUGAUCGGUCCAUCACAUACCCGAGAGGUAUAGUGGAAGAUGUCUUGGUUAAAGUGGAUAAGCUUAUCUUCCCUGCUGAUUUUGUCAUCCUAGACUUCGAGGAGGAUAAGCAGAUUCCCAUUAUCUUGGGGAGGCCAUUCUUAGCUACAGGCCAAACUUUGAUCGAUGUGCAAAAAGGAGAGCUUACAAUGGGAGUUCAAGAUCAGAGUGUCACUUUUAAGGUGUUCAACGCAAUGAAAUUUCCAACCGACGAGGAAGAAUGCUUUAAGGUGGAGCCACUAGAAGCUGCUGAAAAUUCUGAGAUGGAGCAAAAGUUGAGGCCAGGUACUUUAGAGAGUGUAUUAACAGGGGAUUCUGAUUUCAAAGAUGAAGGAUUAGCAGCGCUUAAAAAUUCUCAAGAGCAUCUUAACCCAUAUAUUGAAGAAGCUCCCAAAAUCGAGCUCAAACUACCACCGGAUCUCUUAAGUGAUGUGCAGUUUAGAAGGUUGUCACGACGCAUAUAUGACAUGCAUGACAUUCACCUCCGUUUUGCAAAGGAUUUGACUUAG
Messenger RNA from Daucus carota subsp. sativus, 1383 nucleotides. RefSeq lists its product as uncharacterized. The record is from RefSeq and is a predicted model, not a curated record. The transcript is spliced from 3 exons. The coding region runs from base 1 to 1383 and encodes 460 amino acids. Lineage: Eukaryota; Viridiplantae; Streptophyta; Magnoliopsida; Apiales; Apiaceae.